Molecule: messenger RNA, 993 nt
Organism: Dryobates pubescens (Downy woodpecker)
Lineage: Eukaryota; Metazoa; Chordata; Aves; Piciformes; Picidae
Gene: TMEM54
Product: transmembrane protein 54
Exons: 6
Coding region: 153-836 (227 amino acids)
Source: RefSeq, a predicted model, not a curated record
UGCAGCAGGCAAGAGCUGCAGUGGCCUGGUCCUUGUCCCCCUCCUGCUUGGCCAUCUGGGGACCCUGAUGGAUCCUGGGGCAGAGGGCAGGGCAGGCUCUGGGGUCAGGGAACGUCGAGGGGCUCUGAUGGCCUGAUCCUGCCCUAGUGAAGAUGUGUCAAGUGGGCAUCCUUGAUCCCAGCAGCCACCAAAGGGUCCUGAUGAAAACUGGCCUCAUCCUCCUCAUUAUUGGGCACCUCAACUUCAUUACUGGUGCCCUGGUCCAUGGCACCGUUCUCCGCUUCGUGGUCAACCUCCAGGAUGUCACCUCCCUGCUGUACGCCGUCGCCAACACUGCCUCUGUCAUCUCUGCUCUUCUGACCAUCUCCUGUGGCAUAGCAGUCCUCAUGCUGUCUCGCUACCUCGCCCCCACUGCCCUGAAGUGGCUGGUUUUCACCCUGAGCACCAGCAGCUGCCUGGGCUGCCUGUCCUGCCUGCUGGGCACGGCCACCUCCAUCGGGCUGACGCUGGGCAGCCAGGGCCGGGCACUGCUGGCCCCCUGCUCCCUCACCAACGUCGCCCUCCCCCCGGUCUCCCGCGAGUGCCCCUUCGAUCCCACCCGUGUCUAUAGCUCCACGCUGUCCCUCUGGGCCAUCUCCCUCCUGCUUGACUCCGUGGAGAUCAUCUUCAGCAUCCGCUGCCUCCUGCUCACCAGCGACCUCCUCCAGCUCGGCUGCUGCUGCCGCGGGACACACCGCAGGAAGGUCUCCUUGCAGGCAGCCCCCGCGGACAGCCCUGACCCCAGGCAGUGCCUGAGCUUGCUGAGGUUGGACAGUGUGGAAAGUGCCCAGCUCUGAGCAGGACCUGAGGCAUGACCCUGUGGGUGUGCCCCAGCCAGCCCUGCUCCAUGACAGCCCUGUGACUGGACCCAGCUGCCCCCCAGCCCAGCUCUGGGGCACACACAUCCCCUGGAUGCCACCAGCCAGAAGAUGUGAACCCAUCCCAGCGGUCCUG